AUGACCGUGGCGGCGGCGCCCGACGGCGCGCCCCUCGUCGCCAAGGGCGACACGGUCACGGUGCACGCCACGGGCAUCGUCCAGGAGACGGACAAGAAGUUCUGGAGCACGAAGGACCCGGGGCAGAAACCGUUCACGUACCAGGCCGGCGUCGGCGGCGUCAUCACGGGCUGGGACCAGGGCCUCCUCGGCGCGGCGCUGGGCGAGACGCGCAAGCUCGACAUCCCCGCGCCGGAGGGCUACGGCGCGCGCGGCUUCCCCGCGUGGGGCAUCCCGCCGAACGGCGGCCUCUUCUUCGAGAUCGAGGUCCUCUCGAUCAAGGGCAAGGGGCCCGAGCUCUAG
This is a messenger RNA of Aureococcus anophagefferens, 342 nucleotides long. RefSeq lists its product as hypothetical. The transcript has a single exon. Lineage: Eukaryota; Pelagophyceae; Pelagomonadales; Pelagomonadaceae. The record is from RefSeq and is a predicted model, not a curated record. Gene Ontology annotation, molecular function: peptidyl-prolyl cis-trans isomerase activity. The coding region runs from base 1 to 342 and encodes 113 amino acids.